AUGGGCCGGAGAUUCACGGUCAGGGGGGUGGAUGCGUUUGGAAAGACGAUGGAGGACGUCAAGAUCAAGACGGGUUUCGGCGGAGCAUUGACGCUGGUAUCCCUGUCGUUGAUUCUCGUCUUGACGCUGUACGAGUUUGUCGAUUAUCGACGAGUGCACAUGGACCCCUCUAUCGUUGUCGACCGGUCACGAGGGGAGAAGCUCGUCGUCAAUAUGAACAUCAGCUUUCCUCGCGUGCCGUGCUACCUCUUGAGCGUCGACAUCAUGGACAUCUCGGGCGAGCACCAGAAUGACAUCCACCACGACCUCUUCAAGACGCGCAUUGCGCCGACUGGAACGUUCGUCGAGGAGGCGAUCAAGGGGAAGGAGCUGACGGGCGACGCUGAGCGGGUUGCGCGGCAAAAGGCAGAGGGAUACUGCGGUACCUGCUAUGGCGGCACACCACCUACCGACGGCCCCAAUCCCGGCUGCUGCAACACUUGCGACGAGGUUCGCGAGUCGUACGUACGGCGAGGAUGGAGCUUCGUCAACCCCGACUCGGUCGAGCAGUGUGUAUCUGAGGGCUGGACGCAGAAGAUCAAGGACCAGGCGGAUGAGGGCUGCAACAUCGCCGGCAAGGUCCGCGUCAACAAGGUUAUCGGAAACUUCCACCUCUCGCCCGGACGGAGCUUUCAGACGAACCAGCAGCAUAUCCACGAUCUUGUCCCGUACCUCCAGGGCGGCAAGAAGCACGACUUUGGGCACGAGAUCCACUCGUUCUCUUUCGGCAGCGAGACCGAGGACGAGUUUGUCGGGAUGGGAGGGAAGAAGGCCAAGGACGUCAAGAAGGCGCUAGGGAUCGUUAACCCGCUCGAUGGGAUCAAGGCGCAUACGGAGGAGUCGAACUACAUGUUCCAGUACUUCCUCAAGGUCGUCUCGACCAAGUUCCAGUUCCUCGACGGCCGCGAGCUGAACACGCAUCAGUAUUCGGUGACGCAGUACGAGCGGGACUUGACCAACAACAAGGCGAACGAGAAGCAGGGCGGACAUCAGACGAUGCACGGCUACGCGGGCGUUCCUGGGCUCUUCUUCAACUACGAGAUCAGCCCGCUCCAGGUCAUCCACCGCGAAGACCGCCAGUCCUUCGCCCACUUCAUCACGUCGACGCUCGCCAUUAUCGGCGGUAUCCUCACCGUCGCAGGCCUCGUCGACAGCUUCGUCUACUCCGGCAGUCGUCGGCUGAAGGAGGGAGGAUCGGGACCGAAGGCUGGAUUGGGCUUCGCGUCGGCUCAGGGAAAGAUGCUGUGA
Messenger RNA from Rhodotorula toruloides NP11, 1287 nucleotides. Its product is annotated as COPII-coated vesicle membrane protein. Gene Ontology annotation, biological process: endoplasmic reticulum to Golgi vesicle-mediated transport; retrograde vesicle-mediated transport, Golgi to endoplasmic reticulum. Lineage: Eukaryota; Fungi; Basidiomycota; Microbotryomycetes; Sporidiobolales; Sporidiobolaceae. The record is from RefSeq and is a predicted model, not a curated record. Gene Ontology annotation, cellular component: endoplasmic reticulum membrane; Golgi membrane; endoplasmic reticulum. The coding region runs from base 1 to 1287 and encodes 428 amino acids. The transcript is spliced from 13 exons.